Debaryomyces tyrocola is the source of this 1277-nucleotide messenger RNA. NCBI's taxonomy places the organism in Eukaryota, Fungi, Ascomycota, Pichiomycetes, Serinales, Debaryomycetaceae. The record is from the annotation of a GenBank genome assembly.
AUGCCGGAAGCUGUUGGGAUUGCAAAUUUGCCUAAUCAAAGGUAUGUUCAUUAAAUGAUGGAGCCAAACCAAUCCAUAAAUUUUGGUGUAUGUGAACAAUAAUUAAGGAUUACGUGUACUAACAUUCUAGGUAUAAACUUGUUUUUAAAGAAGGCGCCAACUUCACAUUGAUGGUUGCAGGUGAAGGUGGGUUAGGUAAAACUACAUUUAUUAACACGUUGUUUCAAUCAGCGUUGAAAAGUUAUCAGGAGCCAACCGAGAGACAUUCUAAAUUCACCAGUUCUCACCAAACAGUGGACAUCGACAUAGUUAGAGCCAUUUUGGAAGAAAAGAACUUCAAGAUUAGAUUGAACAUCAUUGACACUCCAGGAUUUGGUAAUAACGUAAAUAAUCAUGAUUCAUGGACUCCGAUUAUUGACUUUAUUGACGAUCAACAUGAGGCUUACAUGAAACAAGAACAACAACCAUAUAGAACUAACAAGAAGGAUCUCAGGGUGCAUGCGUGUUUAUAUUUCAUUAGACCAACGGGUCAUACGUUGAAACCGCUUGAUAUCGAAAUCAUGAAGAGAUUGUCAAGCAGAGUUAAUUUAAUUCCAGUUAUUGCUAAGUCAGACACCUUAUCGCCUAAGGAAUUAGAUGCGUUUAAGAGCAGAAUAAGGGAUAUCAUCGAAGCACAAGAUAUUAAUAUUUAUACUCCUCCUUUGGAAUUGGAUGACCCUGCUAGUGCCGAACACUCCAAACAGUUGAUUGAAAGUAUGCCUUUUGCUGUCAUUGGAUCUGAAGAUGAGUUCGAGGCUAGCCCUGGUAACUUUGUUAAAGGGAGAAAAUACCCUUGGGGUCUCGUUGAAGUGGAAAAUGAAAACCAUUGUGACUUCAAGAAAUUAAGAAGCUUACUAUUAAGAACUAAUAUGUUGGAUCUUAUCUUAUCGACCAAUGAAAUGCAUUUUGAAACUUUCAGAUCUUUGAAAUUAGGCGAUGAAGAAGAAAGUGCAAACGGUAGAGAAAUUACUGAAACAGAUGAAAAUGGUGAAGUUGUUAAGAAGCCUGCUAAUUACAAAAAACCAAGAAGAUUAUACAAUCCUAAAUUUAAAGAUGAAGAAGAUGCUUUAAAGAAAUUUUUCACUGAGCAAGUCAAGGCUGAAGAACAAAGAUUCAGACAAUGGGAGACAAAUAUUGUCAAUGAAAGAAAUAGAUUGAACCAAGAUCUUGAAGAGAUGCAAUCUAAUUUGAAGACUUUAGAAGAUCAAGUUAAAAAAUUGCAAUUAAAUAAACGCUAA